UCACAGCAUUGAAUUUCAACAACGUCACCGCAAACGUCACAUAUUCAAUCUCAAUCUGUCGAAUUGUUAUAUAAAAAUCCUUCAAUACUCUCUACAAUUUCACUACACAAAUUCCACUCCACAGCUCAAGUUUUAGCCCUUGGCUUUCCUUCGCAUGGCUCAACACCAUAUCCUCUUAGUAACAUUUCCUGCUCAAGGCCACAUUAACCCUUCCCUCCAAUUUGCCAAGAAACUGAUAGGCAAUGGCGUCCGUGUCACUUUCAUGACUGCCGUUUCUGCCUUCAACCAAAUGAACAAAACUUCCGUUCCAGAGGGCUUAUCCUAUGCCACUUUUUCCAACGGUUAUGACCAAGGGUUUAACCAUGGCACCGAUGAUGUCAAGCAUUACAUGGUUGAGACUAGGCGUUGCGGUUCUAAAACCUUGAGAGAGCUCAUUGCUCAAAGUAUCAGUCAAGGCACACGGUUUGGAUGUAUUGUUUAUUGCACUAUUCUCCCUUGGGUGCCAGUGGUGGCUCGCGAGUUUCAUAUCCCGACCACUUUCCUCUGGAAUCAAGCUGCUAGUAUUUUGAACAUCUAUUAUCAUUACUAUAAAGGCUAUGAGAAUGUCAUCGAACACGGUAUCAACGAUCCCUCGUUUGUGAUGGAAUUUCCGGGAUUGCCACUGCUUUCUCGCAAUGAUGUGCCUUCCUUUUUCGUAACCCCAAAUCCUUAUGCUUUUGCGCUCUUGGAAUUUAACGCUCAUAUUCAGAUUCUUGACCAAGAAACCAACCCAAGAGUUUUGGUCAAUACUUUUGAUGCAUUAGAAGCUGAAGCCAUGAAAGCUCUGGACAAGUACAAUUUAGUGGGAAUUGGACCUUUAAUGCCAUCUGCUUUUGUGGAUGGAAAAAACCCAUCCGAAACUUCCUUUGGGGGUGACCUUUUCAAGGUCAAAAAGGAGUAUAAAGUAAUGGAAUGGCUUAACUCUAAGCCUGAAAGUUCAGUCAUUUAUGUAUCAUUUGGAAGCCUGUCUCUGUUGGCAAAACCUCAGAUGGAAGAACUAGCAAAUGGGUUACUUGACACUGGCCGUCCAUUUUUGUGGGUGAUAAGGGAAGGUGGAGUAGAACAGAAAGAAGAAGAGGAGGGAUUGAGUUGUCAGAAGGAAUUGGAAAAGCAAGGGAUGAUAGUGCCAUGGUGUUCACAAGUGGAAGUUCUUGUCCAUCCAUCUGUUGGAUGUUUCCUGACGCAUAGCGGAUGGAACUCAACUUUUGAAAGCCUGGUUUUUGGGGUUCCUAUGGUGACAUUUCCACAAUGGUCAGAUCAGCCAACCACUGCAAAGCUCGUCCAGGAUGUGUGGAAAACAGGGGAGAGAGUGAAGAAGAAUGAUGAAGGAAUAGUUGAAGGUUGCGAGAUAAAGAGAUGCCUGGAAUUGGUGAUGGGAGGUGGGGAAAGAGCAAAAGAAACGAGAAGGAAUGCCAUGAAAUGGAAACACUUGGCGAGAGAAGCUGCUAAGGAAAAUGGAUCAUCAGAUAAGAACCUUAAAGCUUUCGUGGAUGAGCUUAGUAGUUAUUAAACUUGGUACAUGGUAGCUAUGCUAUGAUUAGCUCUUUUCUUUUGUCUCUUUGAGUCUUUCUUUCUGGGGUUAGGUUUUGUUUUGUUUUCAACUAUUUUUCGUUUGGGUAAACAUGCUUUGUCGUAUUUAUCAGUCUUCAAUUUUAUCAGACUCAAGCCAUUCUUAUCUUAUGCUUAAACAAUGCGGGUUA
Durio zibethinus is the source of this 1739-nucleotide messenger RNA. The record is from RefSeq and is a predicted model, not a curated record. Lineage: Eukaryota; Viridiplantae; Streptophyta; Magnoliopsida; Malvales; Malvaceae.